This is a messenger RNA of Saprolegnia parasitica CBS 223.65, 1422 nucleotides long. RefSeq lists its product as hypothetical. The record is from RefSeq and is a predicted model, not a curated record. The coding region runs from base 1 to 1422 and encodes 473 amino acids. Gene Ontology annotation, biological process: protein localization to plasma membrane; GPI anchor biosynthetic process. Gene Ontology annotation, molecular function: glucosaminyl-phosphatidylinositol O-acyltransferase activity. Gene Ontology annotation, cellular component: endoplasmic reticulum; membrane. Lineage: Eukaryota; Oomycota; Saprolegniomycetes; Saprolegniales; Saprolegniaceae. The transcript is spliced from 12 exons.
AUGGAGGCCAUCGACAGCGACGCGUACAAGAAGGCCAAGGAAGCCUUCGUCUCGGGCAACAAUGGCACGACGAUGGGCGAGAUCGCGCUCAUCCUCUCGAUCCUCUCGACGAGCAUGUGGUUCUACAACGAAGUCGUGUUCGUCCUCGAGCGCUCGGGGCUUCUCGCCGGCUCCAAGCUCCAGCGCACGGCGAUCCUCUUUAUCAUUGAGUUUACCGUGCUCGUGUUGCCCAUUUUGAUCGGCUUUACGUUCACCGAGUACUCGCUUCCGAUCACUGUCUUCUUUGGCGUCUUCUCGGUCAUCCUUGGCGUGCUCUCUUGGAAGCACGCCAACGAGCCAAUUCAAAAGCUCGCGCGCAACGAAAAGCUCACGCUGCUCAACGGCAAGGAGAACCCCGCCGUGACGUGCUUUCGCGCCCAAAUGAUGGUGUGCACCGUCGUCGCGAUCCUGGCCGUCGACUUUACCAUCUUUCCCCGGCGCUUCUCCAAGACCGAGACCUUUGGCGUGAGCUUGAUGGACAGCGGUGUCGGUCUCUUCAUCAUGUCGUCGGCGCUUACGUCGGCGUACGCGCGCGGCGCGACCACAAAGCACGCGUCGUCUCGCGUCUCGUUCCGGGCGAUUUGGGGGCUCUUCCGCCCCAUGAUCCCCGUGCUCGUUCUCGGCGUUGUCCGCUUCAUUACGGUCAAGAAGGUCAACUACCAGGAACACGUCACCGAGUACGGUGUGCAUUGGAACUUUUACAUCACGCUCGCGAGUCUCUACUUUACGUACUCGCUGCUCUCGCUCUUUGGCUCGAUCUUCGUGUCGGUGCCCGCGGCCAUGCUCAUGCUGUUUGGCUACCAACUCGCGCUCUCCAACUACGGCGUGGAGGACUACAUCUUCCAUGCGCCGCGCAUCGACCUCUUUAGUAUGAACCGCGAAGGCAUCUUUAGCCUCUGUGGCUACUUGCCGCUGUACAUUUUGUCGGUCGCGAUCGGUCAAAUCAUCUUUUCCCAGUCCAAGGUCGGCACCAAGAUGCUGCGCUCGAGCCGCUGGAUCGCCGCCGAGCUCUUUAUGAUCUGCUUUGCCUGCUACCUGGCGACCGAGGCUCUCACGCGCCACGUGACGCCGGCGUCGCGCCGUCUCCUCAAUGUGCCGUAUGUUGGCUGGGUCCUCGCCCAGGGUCUUGUCGUGCUCGUGACGCACUCGGUCGGCAACUUGCUCAGCAUUUGGCCGCGUGUGCCAAUUCUUUUCCGAGGCAUCUCGCGCAACCAGCUCUUUGUGUUUUUGGUCGCCAACCUCUCGACGGGCGUGGUGAACCUCAACAUGCGCACGAUCUACGCCUCCGAGACGACCGGCGCGGUCGUCCUCGUCCUCUACCUCCUCGGCGUCUCGGUUGUCGCCGUCGCACUCGACUAUUGCAACAUCAAGAUCAAGUUGUAG